AUGGCGACCACGACCAAAGAUCUAGAGACUGCUGGCAAAUUGGGUGCAGCUCGCAUCGGCUCUUUCAGAUUCGGAGAACUGAGUCAACUUUCAUUUGAGGGAAGUGAUAUUUAUAGGUCUCGAGCAUUCAGACAGUCGCAAAUAAAUCGUCUAAUUCAUCGAUUUGAGCAUGAAAUCGACAAUCACAGCAGAGAUUUUCCCAUUGGCAACGCCUUGAAAGAUGCGCUUAGCAUGGACGACGAGAUGCCAUUGAGCAGGGCGAUUGCGACAGUCCCACAAAUGAUUGCGAUGCUCCUUGAUAAGACGGAACUGAUUGAGAACAUCGAAUCGACGGACGUGAGAAUGCCCUUGGUAGAAGGAGAGGGUCUGUCGUGGGUAAGAAGGUCGAUGGGCCAGACUUGA
Molecule: messenger RNA, 402 nt
Organism: Penicillium longicatenatum
Lineage: Eukaryota; Fungi; Ascomycota; Eurotiomycetes; Eurotiales; Aspergillaceae
Exons: 1
Coding region: 1-402 (133 amino acids)
Source: RefSeq, a predicted model, not a curated record